Pseudovirgaria hyperparasitica is the source of this 1929-nucleotide messenger RNA. Its product is annotated as PLP-dependent transferase. Gene Ontology annotation, cellular component: endoplasmic reticulum. The record is from RefSeq and is a predicted model, not a curated record. Gene Ontology annotation, molecular function: pyridoxal phosphate binding; serine C-palmitoyltransferase activity. Bases 91 to 1620 code for a protein of 509 amino acids. Gene Ontology annotation, biological process: ceramide biosynthetic process; sphingosine biosynthetic process. The transcript has 5 exons. NCBI's taxonomy places the organism in Eukaryota, Fungi, Ascomycota, Dothideomycetes, Acrospermales, Acrospermaceae.
AAGCAGCACGCGUGUCAUAGGCAACUUUUCAAUUUCUCCCCUUUCUCACCCACGCACCUACAAAGUUUCCUGUAAACCUCCGCCCUCGAUAUGGAUCUCCACGAAAUUCAAGACGCCUUUUACCAGUGGUUCAGCGAAGCCAAUGUGCAAUUUCAGAAGAUUCCCGGUUCAGCAAUUCUCCUGAGAUACAUCAAGUCCAGUUACCAAGACGAUCCUGUGCGCUCCGCUGUUGAACUUUUCCUCUUCCUCUUCGCAGUGCGCUACCUACUUGCACCUAAAUACUCUACCCAGAAACAGAAGAUCGCGCUCACUGAGCAGGAGAUCGACGAACUUGUGGACGAUUGGACGCCAGAGCCAUUGGUUGCGCCUCAAACAGCCUUUGAAGAGAUAGAGAACGAGAAACGUCCUGUCAUUGUCGGGCCCACCGGCCCCAAAUCGAAACUCUCCAAUGGACGUACGGUCACGAACUUAGCCUCUUAUAACUUCUAUAACUUUGUUGGUAAUGAGACCCUAAAAGAGAAAGCUGUUCAGACACUUCGCACAUAUGGAGUAGGACCUUGCGGACCCCCAGGCUUCUACGGAACGCAAGAUGUUCAUAUGAAGACCGAGGCCGACGUCGCGUCUCAUUUGGGUGUAGAAUCAUGUAUAGUGUACGCACAGUCCUUCUCCACGAUAUCUGGAUGUAUUCCCGCUUUUUCGAAGCGGGGUGACAUUAUAGUUGCGGAUAGCGCUCUGAAUUACUCUGCUCGGAAGGGCGUUCAAAUUUCCCGCAGCACGGUAAAAUGGUUUGAGCACAACAACAUGAAGGACCUCGAACAGGUUUUGCAGAAGGUCACGAAAGAGCAGAUGAAGAAACCACUGACCAGACGCUUCAUUAUUACUGAGGGGCUUUUCGAAACUACUGGCGACGUUGUGGAUCUACCCAAACUAGUUGAGCUGAAGCUCAAGUACAAGUUCCGCAUUAUCCUGGACGAGACUUGGUCCUAUGGAGUGCUUGGUCGCACUGGUCGUGGAGUCACAGAGGCGCAAAAUGUUGACCCAACCCAGGUCGACAUGAUCAUCGGCAAUCUUUCCGGACCACUCUGCGCAGCAGGCGGGUUUUGCGCCGGCACGGAAGAAGUUGUCAGUCACCAACGCUUGUCGUCCGCCUCCUAUACGUUUUCCGCUGCAUUACCGGCUAUGCUUGCAACGACAGCAAGUGAGACCAUACGGCUAAUUCAGGAAUCUCCUGAGAUCCUAGCCCAGCUCAGAGAGAACAUCAAAGCCAUGAGAUCUCAGUUGGAUCCUCGGAGUGACUGGGUGCGGUGCACUAGUGCUACGGACAAUCCAAUUCUACUGCUGGUCCUUAAGCAGGACGCCCUCACCUCUCGUAAUUUCGGCCAAAAAGAGCAGGAAUGGAUCUUGCAGGAGGUUGUUGAUGAGUGUCUUGCAAACGGUGUUCUGAUUACUAGACUAAAGGCCAUGCCGCAGCCACUUGGAGCUGCUGUGUCUGCUCAAAGUCCUCAGCCGCAACCUGCACUCAAAAUAUGUGUUACGACUGGUCUUUCAAAGAAGGAGACAGAAAAGGCUGGCGUGGUCAUUCGCCAUGCCAUAACCAAGAUAAUGACAAAGAAGAGGUGAUGACAUGGACAAUCACAUGUAUCGCCUAGACUUAUUGUACUAUAUUCAUGCUGCAUUUCUUAUUUGCGGGCGUCGACUGAAUGGUAUGGAAGAGGUAAUUAGUGCUCCUUUGGAACGGUGCUGCUGUAUCUCCAUUGGUCUUAUACCUUAUCUAAUAUUUAUCGUUAAAGCGAAGUGAUAGUUUUACGACAACUCGUUUCGGGCAUUAUCGAUAGACAUGAUAAUGGGAUCUUGAAUGCCACGUUUAGAACCAAUGAGUCGUAGUGUAAUAAAAAUGUGCAUACUCUCAUAUCAGGCGAAUUGCAAGAG